This is a messenger RNA of Lampris incognitus (smalleye Pacific opah), 3282 nucleotides long. RefSeq names its product WD repeat domain 91 (gene wdr91). Gene Ontology annotation, biological process: early endosome to late endosome transport. The transcript is spliced from 18 exons. The coding region runs from base 56 to 2296 and encodes 746 amino acids. Gene Ontology annotation, cellular component: late endosome membrane; early endosome membrane; extrinsic component of endosome membrane. Gene Ontology annotation, molecular function: protein binding; phosphatidylinositol 3-kinase regulator activity. NCBI's taxonomy places the organism in Eukaryota, Metazoa, Chordata, Actinopteri, Lampriformes, Lampridae. The record is from RefSeq and is a predicted model, not a curated record.
AAAACGAGAACCGGAAGUCCGUCUUAUCUUGCCGCUGUUCGCGUCAAAAGUCAUCAUGGGGUCAGCAGUAGAGAGGACUGAUGAGCAUGUCAGGGAGUACCUGAUUUACCGCGGUUUUACUGGUGCUCUCAAACAUCUUGAUAACGAGAUCAAGGCCGACAAGGAGAAGGGAUUCAGGGUCGAUAAAAUCAUUGACCAGUUACUCCAGUUUGUCCAAACCUUUGAAUUGUCUGGGUUGAAGGAUUACUGGGGCUAUCUAGACAGACGUCUUUUCUGCCGGCUAGAAGACAUUUACCGGUCUACCGUCAACAAGCUGCGAACCAGUCUCUACCGUUACUAUGUUGUUAAUUCUAUUCAGAAAGGAAAUUUAGACAAAACCCAAGAGUUUUUUCAGAAACAAGCCUCGGAGUUGCAGGGCCAAAGUGAGUGGCGUGACUGGUUCAUCCUUCCUUUUAUUCCCGCCCCAGAGCAGAACCCUGCCUUCUCAGCAUACUUUUCCCGCCAAUGGGCUGACACCUUCCUGGUUUCCCUCCACAACUUCCUGUCUGUCCUUUUCCAGUGCAUGCCCCAGCCAGCCUUACUCAGCUUUGAUGCCGAGGUCCAAAAGACAACUGUCUUGACGGAAGAGAAUGAACAACUGCAACAAAUGCUUUUUGCUCUCCAGGGAGAGUCUAGAGGGCAGAACCAGGAAGCUACUGGAGGGAUCAUCCACCACAAACUGCCGGCUUAUGUACAGAACAUGGACCGCCUUGGGGACACUGAGCUGGACUUGGUAUCAGGCCAGCGGACGGUCACAGCCAUUGCAACGCCUUCCAGAAACUUCUUCUCCACCUUUCUGCCUCAGACCAAGCGUACCCCGGGUAGGACAUAUCAGGGAACAGCCGGAUCUUCACCCAGCCAAAGUGCGCUGGGAAGAAAGGAACCUCCAACCAAUCAGGCUAUGAAGUCCAAAGAGACUGCUCCUGUUAAAGACGCAAAACCUUUAUCAAGCCAGAUGUCAGCCAGUGAAGCUGGGACCUCCCAAUCUCAACAGACCUACCCCCGACACAAAAGGCAUCAGGAUUAUGAGAAAGAGAGAAUGGAGCUCUUCUCUAAACCACCACCUCAAUUACCAGAAAAGACAACAGAGAAGAAGUAUGAAUCCAAUGAUGUGGAGGUUCCUACAAAUGGCCCCAGUGAGGCUACAGACGUCUCAGCUUGCACCAGGAGCUCUGGAGGAGAAAGAGGAGGAGGUCUCUCCACAGAGCAGCCUUUUAUCAAACUUAGCCAGGAGGAAUAUGGAGAACACCAUUCCUCCAUUAUGCAUUGCAGGGUUGACUGUUCAGGGAGAAGAGUCGCCAGUUUGGAUGUUGACGGAGUCAUCAAGGUGUGGUCGUUCAACCCCAUCAUGCAGACCAACGCCACCAUCAUGUCUAAGUCUCCGUUACUGUCUCUGGAGUGGGCAACCAAGCCAGACAGACUGUUGUUGCUAGGCAGCGGCGUUGGCACCGUGAGGCUAUAUGAUACAGAUGCAAAGAAAAAUCUGUACGAGAUGAAUAUCGACGAGUCUCAUCCGCGCAUUCUCUCUCUAGCCUGUAGUCCUAAUGGUUCCUGGUUUGUGUGUUCUGCGGCAGCCCACAAUCCGGGCUCUGGUGGUUCUGGCAGUCCAGUUGACAGUGUACCAGUAUCAGGACGUCUUCUGCUCUGGGACACCAAGACGGUCAAACAGCAGCUUCAGUUCUCUCUAGAACCAGAACCUGUUGCUAUUAACUGCACUGCAUUUAAUCACAAUGGCAACCUACUGGUUACUGGGGCCGCUGACGGCGUCAUCCGACUGUUUGACAUGCAGCGCUAUGAAAGUGUUAUGAGCUGGAAGUCUCAUGAUGGGGAAGUUUACAGUGUGGAGUUCAGCUACGAUGAAAACACCGUCUUCAGUGUUGGAGAGGAUGGCAAGUUCAUCCAGUGGAACAUUCACCGCUGUGGAGUGAAGCAGUCAGAACAGAUUUUACCUCCCGAUGCCACUGGUCCUUUUGUCCUGUCUGGAUUCAGUGGCUAUAAACAGGUACAGGUUCCCAGAGGUCGACUCUUCGCCUUUGACUCUGAGGGACAGCACAUCCUCACCUGCAGCGCUGGUGGCGGAAUCAUCUCCAGGCUGACUAACGGGGAGAGCACUCUGGAGAGUGUUCUGUCACUGGGUGGGCACAAGGCACCUGUGGUGACGGUUGACUGGUGCUCGGCUGUUGACUGUGGAACCUGCCUGACAGCUUCAAUGGAUGGCAAGAUCAAAUUGAGCACACUCUUGGCUCAGAAGUCCUAGCUCCGGUUGGGGCCACAAUAACCAUAGUGGUGUAAAACCCAGGAAUCUUAGUAGAUCGAAUUAUUUCAUAUUCAAAAAGAGACAGUGAGAUUGCCAGAAAAUAUUCAAAGAAACGUUUUUUUUCCCCUUCUAUCACUAGGCAGCCGUUGUGUUAUCAAGUAAUGCUAACAUGGAGACUAUCGGAUGUUAAAAUUAACAUAUUUCUGGCUCUAUGAAAUUAUCUACUAUUCUCCGGAAACUCUCAGAAAAGCACAACAGAGUUUAACAGAACAAAAGAACAGCUUUUUGAAAGAAAAGUGUUCUCUGCCUUGGUGCUGAGCUAAUUUACACUGCUUUGCAGGGACGAACCCAACUGGACAAACUUGGAACUGAAACCACCCAAAAAUACAAGAGCCACAAAAAGGGUCUGGCUUUAGGCUUACAAUAUAACCCAUUGUGGUAUUGCUUGAUUUUUAUUAUUUUUAUUUUUUUUUAGGCUUAAAAAUAAAUGACAACCUUAUAAAUAAAUGAGAUGCUCGCUCUUUCAAGCACGACUGUGACAGAGGCCUUUACACAUCGCCUUCUUGGAACAGUCUGGGUAAACAUUCCAUAUGACAAGGGCGUCUUUAUGGAUAUUGGUUUAAAUUUAUUUGUCCUGAUUUAAAAGUACGUAUUUUCACCAUCACUCAAUGUUUAAUGCGCAUGAAAGGGAUGGCACAGUAUCUGUGAAUAAUUUUGUCUGGUGUUGGUUUCAGUGGGUAGAUGUUAUCACUUUUUAAAGAUGCUAUUCAAACAAAGUAGAGCUAUCACCAAGUUUGACUACAGGGAACAAACAAGUCCUGUUCAAUUCUGAUUUCGGCUGGUACACAAGUGAGGCUGGUGUGUGUGUGUAUCAUUUCAAAAGUACCAUAAUUUGUUCAGUUCUGUACUGUCUACAUCGUUUUGUCAGUUUGUUUGACAGUCUCACUCACAACUGUACUGGCUGAAUGAUAAAUAAAAUAUCAAAU